Molecule: messenger RNA, 2246 nt
Organism: Ictidomys tridecemlineatus (thirteen-lined ground squirrel)
Lineage: Eukaryota; Metazoa; Chordata; Mammalia; Rodentia; Sciuridae
Source: RefSeq, a predicted model, not a curated record
CUGAGUGUGGAUAGGGACCUGUGGCAAAGAGGUAGGAGAGUUUGUUUGCCCUGAGGACCCCACGCUGGAUUGAUGGCGAGGCCUGGGAAGACCACCAGCCCGCAGCCCUAAGAGGCUUGGAGCUUUUGAAGGGCUUUUAAGUAGGUGAUAGGGUCAGUGUUGGCUCUGUGGAGUGGACUAGAGGCAGGGAAAGAUCAUGGCAAAAGGUGCAAGGAAAAGGUGGCUUGGGUACAGCAGUGGCUGUCAGGGGAGGGGAGGAACAGGUCACUCUGAGACAUUUAGAGGAAGAACUGAUGGGGGUUGAUGGCAGUUUGGAUGUGAGGGGUGAGGGUGUCACUGGGUUAUCUGUAUUAAAGAAUAUAACAGAAUACUUCCCUACACCAAGUCCUUAUAGGUACUUCCCUAGCCUGGCUACUCUGUCCAGGGACUCCUCUGAUUCAGGUGCUCCACCUGCAGAUGCUGCCCAGCCCAGGUACUUCCUGGGCUGUCUCUCCCCAGGUACUUCCCAACUUUGGAGUUCUUCCUCGAGCUCUGCUGCAGGUCCAGGUGGGCCUCCCCACACGCCUUUGAUUCAGGUGCUCCUCCAGCUAUUCCCCUCACCUGGGUGCUCCUCUGGCAGGUUCCCUGCCCAGGUGGCCCUCAUCUGUAACCUUUCCUGACUCAGGAGGUCCUUGCUGGAAUAGUCUCUGGCAUGAUCCUCCCUCUGGGGGCAGUGUGGGCCUUCUGUGGGUGGAGAUGAGUAGAUGGGGUUUGCUGGAAAGCUUGAGGGCAGAGAUGUGGCAGCAGUGGUACGGGGAGCAGAGGUUCAGGGCUGUCCUGGCUGUGUCUGGGGCCCCUAACCUGGGUAGGUAGGAGGGCAUUGGCCUUCUCAUGUGGUCUGCCCUGUGUCUAGGUAGCUCCAAACAACUGCUCUUGUCCAACCUUUGGGAGCCACGAACAGCUUCUGCCUCCAUGUCCCAUCCUUAGCCAAACAGCAUAGCAGACUGGGCUGUGGUGUCAGAGACCUGGGUUCAAAUUCUAGGGCUUUGAUUGAGUUAGUUUUUGGACCUCAGCAUCCUCUUCUGUAAGGUGGAGAUGAUGUUCAUACCUUUAGGAAUGUACAGCCAGUUUCUGCAUACUUGGCUUGUUUCUUCUGUGGACAAGUGAUGUGGUGAGUUGUCCAGGCCCCAGCAUUUGUGCCAUGCCCUAACAUGGCUGUGUGACCUGGAAUAUAUGCUCUCUGUCUAUCCUUGACACCCACACCUCUUUGUAUUUUCCAGGACAGAGGCAUAGGCCUCUGGCAGAGGUUGAGGCUCACUGAUGUCAUCAGGCCCUUCCAUGAAUGGGACAAGCCAAACCCCUGUGGAGCCCUCGAAGCUCCCCGCAGUAAUAUCCACGACCCCUGGACUGGGCACUGGGGGCCGGGCGUGGCCUGUGCUGGUAGGGGUUGUUCUGGGGGCUGUGGUCUUCUCUGUGCUCCUUGCACUUGCUGCCAAAUUCCAUGUCUGCCGCCGCUACUAUGCCAGCUACCGACACCGCCCACUGCCCAGAACAGGAAAUGGGAACCGCCCAGAGGUGGGUGAAGAUGAGGAUGAUGAUGGUUUCAUUGAGGACAAUUACAUUCAGCCUGGGGCCGGUGAGCUGGAGACGGAGGGGAGCAGGGACCGCUUCUCCCUCUGAGCCCUGAUCUUUGGAUCCUCUCUUCCCUCCAUGCCUGGCAGUUUUAAGGACAGCCGAUGCUAAAUAGGAGCCUCAAGCCUCAGGGACAGAGGGGACAAUGACUUAAAUGUUGACCAAGAGUAGCGCCAUUCUCUCCUUCCUGACACUAGCCACCAAAUGACAAUGACCUUCUCUUGCUCAAUAACUCUAAAUGACUCCCUGCUGUACCUGGAAAAAGCCCAAUAACCCUAUGAGUAUGGAGAAAAGGCCCUCUGUGACUGGCCUACGUGGACUUCUUGUUUCCUCUUUUACCUUCCCCUACUUUACUCCCUUCUUAAUUAGGUGAAGUUUUUGCUCAGGUUGUUCCUUAGCCUGGGCUGCCAUACCCUUCUCUAAGUCCCCUCUGAUAGUGCUGAAAAUUCUAGCCCAUAGGCCCUCUAUGGCCUGCUUGCCUACCUGCCAGCAUUGCACAUGUGCCCAGAUGGUGCAUUUGAGCAGGUGAAAUCAGUGCCAAGUUUCCUAAUGAAUAUCUUUCUUAUUAAUAAAGUGGGUGAUCUGGUUGUAAUACAUUGUUUUUCACAGGAAUUAAUAAAUCUAUUUUCAUUUUG